AUGAGCAGGUUUGUCGUGUUUGAGUUGGUGAAUCGUGAAGCAUUCAACUCAUCUUUGGGUAUCAACGUGACUGGAAUACAAGAAAACUAUUUACGCUUAAGCAUACAUGAAGGAGCAUCUGUGUCCAUUUCACUUGUGCCAGCCAGACAGGAUGUUCAGAAAGUUGAUUGUGCAGGCACUGACAAUUUAGAAACUGCAAUUAUACCUCUGGAAACAUUUGAUGGCUCGAAGUUAGAAGAAGGAAAACAUGAUAUAAUAAAGAAGUCGGGGUUCCCUAAUCAAAUUAGUUAUGAAAUUUAUUUGCAACAAAUAUUUCAUGAAUAUGUGUUUAAAAGGGCAAAGGAGAGAUCAAUUUCUUCUGGUAUAACCCAGAUACAUGGUCAGCCAGUGAAGGAUGGGCUAAAUCCUUUGGGUCACUUUUGCAUGUCUCUUGCUCACAGUAUCUUUGCACGCAAAGUUCUUUCUGAGCUGGAAAGUAUGGUUUCCAGGGUACCAUAUGUCCAGUUGAUAUCUCAUCCCACUUGGCAUUCGCGGACAUCUUCAUGGACACUCUCCAUGAAGCUUCCUGAGUCCAUUCUUCAUGCAGGACGCCGAACUCAGACAUCUGACCCACACCAUGUGCAAAAUGUAAAGUCUCAUUUCCGAACUAAGGUUAUGGUAAAUGAUGAUUCCAUCAAUGUAGAAGGGGAAGGUGCUCCCAAUGUAAUUGGCCUGUUCAAAGGCAAGGCUGAGAAUGUAUGUUCCAUGAACAGAUAUGACUGUGAUUUGGCAGAUCUUCCUGUGAUACUUCUCCAGCAGGUUGCAAGCCAAGUUAUUCGAUGGCUUCAUGAGCAAGCUCUUAUGGUGGGAAUAAAAGCCAACCGGGACUUUUUAUGCUUGUCCUUUGAGUUGGAGCAAGGAGAAAUGCUUGGCCUGGUGGCACAUGUGAACCCGGAAGAUACCCAAGGGUGCAUCUCCUGGUGGUUGGUGGUGGAGGAUGGAUUUACAGAGGAACAAAAACUGACAGACAUUUCUGAUGGCGGUUCCGAAACUCGGAAAUUCUUGGGUUAUUUAUCUUUGGAUGUGUUGUAUUCUACGCUACUUGACUUGAUUAACCUGUGCAGUGCUGGUGGGAUCCAUUGA
Molecule: messenger RNA, 1122 nt
Organism: Ilex paraguariensis (yerba mate)
Lineage: Eukaryota; Viridiplantae; Streptophyta; Magnoliopsida; Aquifoliales; Aquifoliaceae
Source: the annotation of a GenBank genome assembly